Messenger RNA from Setaria italica (foxtail millet), 1004 nucleotides. RefSeq names its product probable WRKY transcription factor 62. NCBI's taxonomy places the organism in Eukaryota, Viridiplantae, Streptophyta, Magnoliopsida, Poales, Poaceae. Bases 50 to 865 code for a protein of 271 amino acids. The transcript is spliced from 3 exons. Gene Ontology annotation, biological process: regulation of DNA-templated transcription. The record is from RefSeq and is a predicted model, not a curated record. Gene Ontology annotation, molecular function: DNA-binding transcription factor activity; sequence-specific DNA binding.
CAACUCUGUCAAUCCGACAUUAUAGCUACUUAUAUUGAAAACCCAUCCAAUGAACAUCCUUGAAUCUUCCACUCAUGGUGGCUGCCAAGCGGUGAUCAACGAGAUUGAACACCAAAGGGCUCUCAUGAUGGACCUACAUGACCUUAUCUUACCAAUACUUGAUCCCUAUAGUGGGCAGGAGAAGCUUGUUCAGCAACUCUUUCAGGACAUAUUCAGUUGCUCAAGUAAGGUUAUCUCUUUUCUAGAACUUGGUGAUAAUAAUAGUGGGAAACAGGCCAAUCUUAUCAAAUAUAAGAGAAAAGGCAGUAAGAAUAACAUGGAGGGUUACAUAUUGGAGGAGGAACCCAAGGAAGUUGGAAAUAAGAGAAGGAAGAAUGCACAGCACAUAGGUUCAGUCGUGACACAAGCACCAUACUUUGAUGGAUAUCAAUGGAGGAAGUAUGGACAGAAGUGGAUCUCCAAAGCAAAGCAUUUUAGGAGCUACUAUAGAUGUGCCAAUAGUAAAGGGCAAGGGUGUCUUGCAACCAAGACAGUGCAACAGAAGGAAACCGAUGGAAGUGGAAAGGUGAGGCUGUUCAAUGUUGACUAUUAUGGCCAGCACAUUUGCAAGAAGGAUGGCAUAAUUCAUCCAUAUGUUGUUGAGACAACAAGUCAUAGCGUACCAAUUGUCCAUGAUAACCAAAGCAGUAUCUCAACUUUUGUUAAUAACGAUGUCCAUGGAAUUCAGGAUGAAAGCUAUGAAAAUUUAUUUGUGGUGCCUGAUAUGCCAGAAUAUUUUACAGAUUUCACAGAUAUUGAAAUGGCAAGGGCACUUGAGAUUACCUCUAUGAACUUGCCGCUGAUCUCUGAAGAUAUAUGGGCAUAAAGAAGUGAGAAACGAAGUCCUUUGAUUUCACAGAUAUGAAAAUCAGCUGGCAUGGCAUCAUGAGUUCUGAAAGAAAAGGACAUGUAUGCUACCAAUAAGUCUAAAAAGGGACAUGUGCAUUGUGUCCGACCGUCCAUCA